AUGCCUUCGCGGAGAUCAUCGUCGAGUAACCACAGCCGGCGGCACUCGUGGCCGCCAUUCUCGACGCGCCACCUCCUCGGCGUCGCGCCCGUCCACUUCCACCUCAACCCCAGCGGCAGCAACUCGAAGAAGCGCCCCGCCUCCUCCUCUUCCAGCACCUCCACCUCAUCAUUCUCAUCGUCCUUCGCAUCAAGGAUAUCUGGCGGACGGCCGCCGACACCACAGGUCAUCGUCUCGCCGCCGACGCCGCCGGACCAGCCGGCGACGCCGCUGCUGCCCGACAUCGAUGAUGACCCGUUCGCGCACUUCCUCAGCCCCAUGAACGACGAGGACAACCCCUUCGACGACCUGGCCUUCAGCGCCGGCAUCAUCGUUUCUGACGAUAGCGCGACCGAGGACGAGGAGGAUGCCGGUGGCGAGGGGUGGGAAGAGGGAAAGAGGGACGACGACAGGCUGCGGAGCAAGAUUGCGAGACGCUGGGCCAAGUACAUCGCCAAGUACCAGAGCAGCAGCUGUGUUGGCGGCAGCGGCAGCGGCAGCAGCAACAGAGGAAAGAGAGCGGCAGGAAAGCUUGAGAAGGUGGAUGAAGACGAGGCAGCGGAGGAGAGAGACGAGCAGGAGGAGCGCAAGAGGAGAAACGACGAGGUGGCCGUCGUGGACGAGGGAUACAUGAGCGAGGAGAGCAGUGGUGCCACGCCGGUCCAUGUGAAGAAGCUGCAAAGACCGAGCUCCGAGCCGCUGGAACCGUACAGGACCGUCGUGCGCGAGCCGACCAGGGGCAGGGCGCAGGACCUGGUUGACGGGAGGAUGAGGAAGAAGCGGAAGUACCGCCAUUCGUGGAGGGCCCCGGACUUCGACCUCUUCACCGUCGUCGAGGAAGGCGAGGGUGCCGUCGAUUCCGAGAUCGAGCAGCGCUAUUUUUCUUCCACCUGA
This is a messenger RNA of Lasiodiplodia theobromae, 933 nucleotides long. RefSeq lists its product as uncharacterized. The coding region runs from base 1 to 933 and encodes 310 amino acids. The transcript has a single exon. The record is from RefSeq and is a predicted model, not a curated record. Lineage: Eukaryota; Fungi; Ascomycota; Dothideomycetes; Botryosphaeriales; Botryosphaeriaceae.